This is a messenger RNA of Acanthosepion pharaonis, 735 nucleotides long. The record is from the annotation of a GenBank genome assembly. NCBI's taxonomy places the organism in Eukaryota, Metazoa, Mollusca, Cephalopoda, Sepiida, Sepiidae.
AUGUUAACCACUACUUACUUUCCUGGCGUCCAUAUACGGGGGUGGGGAGUUUUCUGUUGUUUAUACAAGCGCAUGCGUGUAGCAGUCUAUCGGCGUUAUGUAUCUCGUCUGGAGGCAAGCAAUACAGAAUGCAGCCCGUAUUACUUGUUGCAAGUCAAAUUCCCCGUCGUUGUCGUCUGUGAAAAAAAUUACGAGCCUUUUUCUUUCUUUUUGUCAGUUUUUCUAUCUAUCUAUCUAUCUAUCUAUCUAUCUAUCUAUCUAUCUAUCUAUCUAUCUAUCUAUCUAUCUCAGUCUUUUCCUUCCUUCCUUCCUUCCUUCCUUCCUAUCUAUCUAUCUAUCUAUCUAUCUAUCUAUCUAUCUAUCUAUCUAUCAUUUCAACCAGCAGAUCAUAUUUCUAAACAACAUCGCAUUUCCUAUGUGGGCCACGACACACCAGUUGCAUUUUCACACGUCUGCCGUCACCAAAACAUAGGCACCCCCCUCCCGACAACCCAUUUCUCCCUUUUCACUGGUGAGUGUCACUCACGGAACGCGUUCAGUGCUGAUUCUGAGGACGUCGAAAAUUUUCUCUUCCUAUCUAUCUAUCUAUCUAUCUAUCUAUCUAUCUAUCUAUCUAUCUAUAUUUCUGAGAUGAGAUCUGAUGAGGACAAAAGUCCGAAUAAUGUAAAUAAUAUCUAUCUAUCUAUCUAUCUAUCUAUCUAUCUAUCUAUCUAUCUAUCUAUCUAUCUAUUUUAA